Molecule: messenger RNA, 1201 nt
Organism: Chara braunii
Lineage: Eukaryota; Viridiplantae; Streptophyta; Charophyceae; Charales; Characeae
Source: the annotation of a GenBank genome assembly
AGUCGCUGUUAUUUUCCAAACUCCUAACCUUUCCCUGAAUGUGGGUUUUAUUCACUUUCUUUCCUUCCUAGGUUGUGGUUUCUGCAAUGAACGAACCUCAAGCAGGCGGCUUGCAACUUGGCUUGGUUAGGGUGGAAGAGCUACCCUCAAGGAGCUGGAAGGUGGGGGCAUUGACUCUCUCCAGAGAUGCUAUUCUUGCCUUUCUUAUCAUAUUUGUCCCGUUCUUGGCUGCCCUUUGGACAUGGCGGAUUGAGGCAAGGAGCUUUUGCCACCUCAGCUACAUAGUAGCCAAGAAGAAUGGACGCAAGCUUGCGUCUUGCACGUACGUUUUGGCUGGAAUGGUCAUUUGCAUGGUGAUGUUGGGGCAGCUUUUUCCCAAGGUGCUGGAUUCUUCAGGUUCGCUUGCAUACUCGAAAGUAGAUGAUGGGUUGCUGCUGGGCAGCAUAAACAUUAGUGUGUUGGGGAACGGAACAGCUGUCCAAUCACCACAAGUGAAUUUGGGGUUGGCCGAGUCGUCAAAUGCAACCAGUACGGGAGAGGAGGGGCAGAAGGUGGGAGAAGCGAACAAUCCUGAGACGAUUACACAAGGGGCAGGGCAAGAACAGAAGAGCUUGGGAGGGGUUGUAAACCAGAUGGAAGAGGAGACAGGCAGUGGGCUUGGUCAUCAGGAUGGGGGCCCAAUUGACACCGUGGAUGAAGUUGGCAUAGUUUCUACCGUACAGUUCCGUCCCAAAAGAAAGGGGAGGAGGAGGAGGGACAAGAAAGUGGAGUGCAUCACCCUUCCAGUGAUAGAAAUUCCAAGGACUAUGCCCAGUAUUCAUAAGGAAGCUGAGAGAUUGCCCCCAGGAAUCAUUGCACAGACAAGCGAUCUCUUCAAGAGAAGACUAUGGGGUUCCCCUGAUGAUGAUCUCCCCAUGAAACCAAUCUAUUUGUUUGCUGUUGCAGUUGGUCUUGCACAAAUCGAGAUCGUAAAUAAGAUGGUAUCAAAGCUGUCCAACAGGUUCACUAUCAUGCUUUUUCAUUAUGAUGGUCAUGUAAAUGAUUGGGAGGCCUUGCAAUGGCCCAAAGAGGCCAUUCAUAUUGCUGCCACAAAACAAACAAAAUGGUUUGACUCUGAAAAUCACUGACCCAAAUUAUUUCAUUCCCCAGAAUCCGCACACUCUUUUUGUGUUUUUUCAAAAAAGUGUGGCCACUCUACUGA